Candidula unifasciata is the source of this 1158-nucleotide messenger RNA. The record is from the annotation of a GenBank genome assembly. NCBI's taxonomy places the organism in Eukaryota, Metazoa, Mollusca, Gastropoda, Stylommatophora, Geomitridae.
CUCUAGGUGUAGGCAGUCUUGCCUAUUUCUGCCACAGAAGAGGUCACAGCUACACUGUGUAUGCAGAAGCUAGGAGAAAUGACUCUGUUGAGAAUUCUGGGUUGCCACAGCAGCUUCAGCUGAUUCAAGUCCAGGUGAUGUUUCGUCAUGGAGCUCGGACACCUCUUCAUUUGAUACCAAAAAUACCAGAGGCAAAUUAUGAUCCAGAGUUUUUGUUGAAGGAGCAUCAAGCUUCAUUGUUUCCUUACGAGCGCUUACUGUAUGGUUCAGGGGUGCCUAUUGAUUGGUCCGGCUAUGAACAGAGACUGACACAAAUGCCUUUGAAGAGUGGAGUUCCCGCUGGUGCUCUAACAACCCCUGGAAAGGAUCAAGUGUAUGUGCUUGGUCAAAAACUGCAGAACAGCUACAGAGAGAAGCUCAACUUGGCAAUAUAUGACCCUAGAGAUGUUUUGGUGUUAUCAAGCAAUAUCAGACGAACUGUGGAGUCAGCUAGAGGUGUCCUGGCUGGUUUCUUUGGCAAAGAACAACUGCAAGCAUACGCUGAGCAGAUUUCUCCCAUAAAAAUCUACAUCACCGGCAACAAGUACAACAUCCUGGUCCCUGACGCAACAAACUGUGCUGUCUUAAACAAGGUCAACCAUGCAGCAAUGAACCACAGCGACCUCCUUCCUGGCUUCAAGGAUGACAGGCUGACUGUAGAGAAGGCUAUCAAUGAUGAACGCCAGGAGAAGAUUAAAGCUGUGAAAGCCAUUCAAGAAAAGAUAAACCGGCUCCGUGGUUCUGCUGUGAAGAAGGACAGUGUACAUUCCCUUGAACACAGCAAAGGCUCUCAGUCCUCCCUGAAAAAUCAGGGUUUGCAGCAGCUUACUGAGGAUAGGAAUCGGGCCAUUGACCAAGUUGAAAGGCUGUGGAUGGUGAGAAAUCCAAACCUGGCCAACAGAAUCACUGAAGAAGAUAUGCAAGCUUUAGUUUACUUGAGGCGACUGGAAGUGGAGCAAGUGGAAGGAAAAUUCCACCCUGGCUACAGGUUUCAUUUUUACUUUGAUCCCAAUCCUUACUUCUCUAAUGAAUAUUUAUGCAAGGAGGUUUACAUACACCAACAAGCUGAUGCAGAAAAAUCCUGGUCAACUCCAAUUGCCUGGAAAGAAUAUGGAGUAA